AUGGCCUUAUCCCGAGGGUUAUCUCAAUAUUUUGUCUAUGUUUAUAGCUUCAUCGCGUGCUUGUUGUUGCAAGGAGCUGCUGCGGGAAAGAAUAGCGCUGCUGGUGACCUUGGGAGUGGCAAGGCGGGUUAUGUUUAUGGACAGCCUAUGCCGGUUACUUGCUUGAAUCGGACGAUUGACUCCGGCGAACAUAUAACAGACAGCCUCGGAAAACUCCAAUACAUCCCCUUCCCAACCUGCAACGAAACUUUCCUCCCCCUCGCCCUGCGCUACGGCGUCCCAGAAACAGUCAACUGCACCGUCGACUCCCUCCCCGAUGAACUCUACCACCUCCUUGAAUACUACAUCCACUCGGAUGUGCCGAUGACAUGUCGCGUGCCGACGGCUCCUCUUACACCGUCCGCGCCGUCCUCAGAAGAAGACGCCAAAGAUAAAGAGAAUGGAGAAGGGACUGGUUUGGAUACUGGGGAGCCGUCGUAUACUCCGUUGACGUUUGCACUGCAGGGGACCCUGCAGCGCAGUCAUUUGCAUAUCUGGACGGAUAUGAAUGUGCUUGUGCACAAUAUUCCAUCGACGCCUGGAUCGUCGGCGAAUAAGAAGAGCAAGAAGAAAGCGCAGAAAGCAGCGCCGGGGUACCCCGUCGCGGGAACGGCGUAUUCGAUCCCCGAGUUCCACGCUUCCGAUCUCGAAAGCCAAAAGUCUUCCUCUUCCAGCAAAGAGAAGGAGAAGGACACCGCCGUUGCAAUCUCAGAAGCUGCGCGUGACCCCUGGACCGCAGGCCACGGCACAAAAGUGAUCCGUGGUGAGCCGCUCACCUUCACAUUGCACGUCCACUGGGUCGAAGGCGGGAAAGGAAUCGGGUGGCCGUCCGGAUCGACGUCGUUGAUUCCAUCGUCAGCGUCCGCUGAAGAAUCGUCCGGCUGGGGUGCUCUCUUCUCCAGAUUGUUCUUCUUCGGCCUGGCUGGUUCUGUCGGUGCAAUGGCGGCAUUGUACUGGGAGCGAAAUGGUGGUCGUCGACGCGGUUGGAGAGGUGAUGGGAUCCUUGGUGUCCCGCCGCCAUCUUCCCGUGGUAAGGUCCCUGCUGGGAUUGUUUAUGGGAAUAGUGGACGGAUGAAUGGGUACGGAGGGUUUUCUGCUACUGGUGGCUCGUCUGGGACGGGAGGCACUGGGUAUGGGGGGUUUUCGACUGGGAAGAGAGAUUAG
Molecule: messenger RNA, 1203 nt
Organism: Aspergillus glaucus CBS 516.65
Lineage: Eukaryota; Fungi; Ascomycota; Eurotiomycetes; Eurotiales; Aspergillaceae
Exons: 3
Coding region: 1-1203 (400 amino acids)
Source: RefSeq, a predicted model, not a curated record